AAGUUAUCCAAAGACCAAGGAUCUUCACCUUACGACCAAGAAGAGAGAACAAAGAAAUCAAUUUGGUUUACAGUAGCUCGUAGAAACGAUAUUGCAUCGGAGCUCGGACUUUCAAGGCGGCUGGUUGAAUUAAUGCGUUUCGGUGUUGCAAAUGUCAACAUCAGGGUCCUUGUCAGGUUUUCAGCGUCUUCCUAAACUCAUUGUAUUUGAUCUUGACUUCACGCUGUGGCCGUUAUUUUGUGACACUCAUGUAUCACCCCCAUUUGUACGAAAAAAUAAUGUAAUAUAUGACUCAUAUGAGAGUCGAGUUAAUGUCUAUCCAGAUUCGGAGAAAAUACUUCGUGUCAUCAAUGCGUCAACCACAGUGAAACUGGCUUGUGCUUCACGUACUCCUGCAAUCAGAGUGGCUGAACAACUCUUACAAAUUCUAGGCUGGUCAGAUCUAUUUGAUUAUAAGGAAAUUUAUCCUGGAUGCAAAAUUACCCAUUUUAAAAGAUUUCAUGAAUUAUCUGGUAUAGAGUAUGCAGAUAUGGUGUUUUUUGAUGAUGAGAAACGUAAUAUCAAGGAUAUCUGUGGAUUAGGUGUACAAUGUCAUCUAGUUGAACGUGGGAUAACAUGGAAUCUCUUCGAACAGGCUUUAAAACAGUUUGAACGUAAACACAAACACCCACACACGCACGCACGCACGCAUCCACUAAAUGACAGUUGAACUCUCGUUAAUUUCCUUUAAUAAUAAGAUGAAUGAUUAGUGAGUGCCUUUGUCUAUUUACAUCUAUUCAAGUUCAAUUUGUUGUGUUGUGUCAAGCGAUGAGGUCCUUUCUUCUGAUUGUAAGCCUUUGUAUAUUUUUUAAUAUUGAAUAAAAGGUUUAGUAAAUCAA
This is a messenger RNA of Trichobilharzia szidati, 878 nucleotides long. NCBI's taxonomy places the organism in Eukaryota, Metazoa, Platyhelminthes, Trematoda, Strigeidida, Schistosomatidae. The record is from the annotation of a GenBank genome assembly.